Messenger RNA from Adineta ricciae, 969 nucleotides. Lineage: Eukaryota; Metazoa; Rotifera; Eurotatoria; Adinetida; Adinetidae. The record is from the annotation of a GenBank genome assembly.
AUGUCGAAUUCAUCAAGUAUCUUUUCCUAUCAGUGGAUCAGUCAAUCUAUGACGAUCUACUUCGGAUUUUUUACGUUAAUCACUGGCUUCUUCGGUGGUCUUCUAAACAUUUUGGUUUUUACAACAUUGAAAACAUUUCGAUCAACUCCGUGUGUGUUUUAUCUGACCACGGCUUCAGCUGUGGAUGUUGCUCAAUUGUUAACUUCGUUAUUAAUUCGAAUACUUUCCUACGGUUUUUACAUUGACCCAACACGAGUAUCCUGGUUUUGUAAGCUUCGAAUGUUUACCGUGCAAUACUCCGCUUUGAUUUCUUUAACUUGUAUGUCGUUAGCAAUAGUGGAUCAGUUUGUGUCAAUGAUACAUCAACGGUUGAGUAGUCUACAAUUAGCUCAUCGACAUGUUUUCAUCAGUUGUAUUAUUGUUCUCAUUCACGGAAUUCCCUUUUUGCUUUAUUUUGAUUCGGUAGAUGGCUUAUGUCAAAUAGUUGACUCGAGCUUUGCUAAAUACUUUUCGUUUUUUUAUCUCCCUUUCCUGCUCGGUUUUCUGCCGCUUAUUAUCAUGAUUACCUUUGCUUCACUAGCAUUUUUUACUAGCCGCACCCACGCCAAUCGCAAUCGGCAUAUUGAAGUUUCAAGUCGGAAUCGACAAUUAUCAGCGAUGGUAUUAGUUCAAGCGAUUUUCAUUGUUCUACUGACAGUACCGUAUUUAAUUGUGACUAUUUAUGCAUUAACUGUAGAUUCACCUCAACAAGAUCCGGUGUUACACGCGCGAAAUAACAUGAUUCAGUCGGUAACAAUUUUAUUUUAUUAUGAAAGCUAUGCAACGCCGUUCUAUGUUUUCUACGCGGUUUCGAGACGAUUCCGUAAACAAGUUGGUUAUGUCUUGUUUGAUAUACAUUUCAAACGAUUUCAACAAGCGACAAAUAAUCUCAACAAUAAUCAAGUUGUACCGAACACAGAAAUAGAUUGA